Didymodactylos carnosus is the source of this 1875-nucleotide messenger RNA. The record is from the annotation of a GenBank genome assembly. Lineage: Eukaryota; Metazoa; Rotifera; Eurotatoria; Philodinida; Philodinidae.
AUGUCGAAAGAAAAGCGCCCCCAUAAAAUACAUGUGAAAAUGGCAAUAGUUCCCGAAGCAUCGAGUACGUCUAAAGCAUCACAAAUCUUCGAUAUGCAACACUUUCAACAUACUCUAAAUACAGCUCAUGUUUGUUCCGAUGGCCGAUUAGAAUUCUCAGCUGAUGUAUUACCAUCGGUUGGAUUAUUUCAUCAAAAUGUUUUACGUUGUACGAAAUGUAAUACAGAAACACCCAUGACGAAUUUUCCAGUCAUAUAUCCAUUUGAAUCAAAACAACAGGAACCUAAUCAAAGAUUAAUUUUGGCUGCUGCAACAACAGGUGUUGGCUACCGUGCAAUUAAAACAGUUAUGUCCUCAUUGCCUUUAUCGAUACAAAGUGAAAAAUCAUUUUUACAUCAAUUGCACAAGCAUUAUGAUGGUUUGCAUAAUUUUACACAACAACAUUUUGAACAAAUCAUUAAGAAAAUCAAGUCUAGGAACAAUCAUAGAAGCGAGAUUAUGGAUACAACCGUUUCUAUUGAUGGGACAUGGAAACGUAGAGGACACAUAUCUAAUUUUGGCAUCGUUUACGUGAUCGAUGUUCAAUCAGGUUUAUGUAUAGAUUAUGAAGUGCUGUCUUUAUUUUGUGAAGCUUGUAUUAUGAAACAGUCAAAAUUAUCAAGAACUAAAUUUCUCAAAUGGUAUAAGAAGCACAAGUCAUUCUGUAACAAAAAUUAUGAUGGAACAUCAAAAUCAAUGGAAAAGGAAGCAUUUGAAGCAAUUAAAUAUUAUUAUGUUGAACAAUAUCAACAACAAGAACAACAACGAAUUUAUCUAGGACAAGGUACCGAUCAUUCGGAAAAUGAUGAAUCUUCCGAAGGUGGUGUUCAUUCGGAAGACGAUGAAUCUGCCGAAGGUAAUGUUCAUUCGGAAGAUGGUGAUUAUUAUGAAGGCGAUCAUCAAUUACAAGAUGAUAGUGUACCUAGCAAAUUGAUAGUGGUAAAAGAAGAUUGCAUCAAUCACGUUGGGAAGAGGGUAAUGAAGUAUUUACUCGAUUUAAAACGAGAUAAAACUCGACGAAUAUCAACCACAAAAGAAGCCUCAACAAGUUCUACAUCGACAGCAUCCAAGAAAGAAUCAACAAAACAACAACUACUUGGUGAUAACAAAAAAUGGGGUAGUGGUGCCGGUCGUAUGACGAACAACAUGAUGAAAAAGUUAUCUAAUAGUUAUGGUCUUGCUAUAAGACAAGUUAGUUCACUAUCAUCAGGUAAAGAACUCAACGAAGCAUUAGAUACUAUGCAAAAAGCUUGUCUAGCUGCGUUUUAUCAUUAUAUAAAGACAAGUGAUAAUAAUGAAGAAGAACAACACAAGUAUUGUCCAAAAACAGAUGACAGUUGGUGUUUUUAUCAACAAACUAAAAUGUCGAAAGAUAAAAAUAACAACGUAAAACAGAAAAAGAAACACGAUUUUCUUGAUCCAAUCUUCCGAGAAAUCCUGCAACCCAUAAUACUCAAAUUAACGUGCAAAUCAUUACUACGUCGUUGUUUACGUGGAAUAACUCAAAAUUCAAACGAAUCAUUAAAUUCUAUCGUUUGGAGCAUAUUGAGCAAAUCGAAACAUCACGAAUUUCGAUCCGUGAGAGGUAGUGCUGCUCCUGCAGCAAUGCUUUUCAACUCUGGUAGCAGUAUUUUGAUUGAUUACUUUAAUGAAUUUGACGUUAGCAAACCAUUAUUUGAGCAUCUGAUAACCAAAGAUAGAAAAAGAAUAAACAACUCGUCACACAAUAGUGAACAACGACAAAAACGAAUCGAACAAAAAGGUUCUGAUAGGCAAAAUGCAAUAACAGCUAAACAUGAUUUAAAGGAUUACAAUCCUGGUGCUUUUGAUUUGUGA